UACAUUUUCCACAUAUGAAAAAACCCUAUUUAUUAUUAUAACAGGUUCCCAGGCUAUACUGAAAUGCAAAAUCUCACACGUGUCUCAGAAUUUCAUCUCAAGGGCUUCUCAGAAGAUAGAGACCUGCAGCCCCUCCUCCUGGGGCUGUUCCUCUCCAUGUACCUGGUCUCCGUGCUUGGGAAUCUGCUCAUCAUCCUAGCUGUCACGUCAGACCCUAAUCUGCACACUCCCAUGUACUUUUUCCUGUAUAGCCUAUCCUUGGAUGACCUGGGUUUCAUCUCCACCACAGUUCCCAAGAUGAUUGUGGACAUCAAAACACAUAAUGCAAUCAUCUCCUAUGCUGGCUGCCUGACUCAGAUGUCUGUGUUUGUCCUCUUUGCUUGCAUGGAUAAUUUACUCCUGACUGUGAUGGCUUAUGACCGGUUUGUUGCCAUCUGUCACCCCCUGCAUUACCAGGUCAUCAUGAACCCCCGCCGCUGUGGCUUCUUAGUUUCAGUGUCUUUUGUGGCCAGUCUUUUGGAUGGCCUGGUACACAGUUUGAUGAUCUUACAAAUUAGCUGCUACAAGGGAGUGGAGAUUUCUAAUUUCUUCUGUGAUCCUUCUCAACUUCUCAGUCUUUCGUGUUUUGCCACAUUCAGCAGUGACAUAGGUAUUUAUCUUGUUGCCGUCAUAUAUGGCUUUGUCCCUAUAUCAGGGAUCCUCUUCUCUUACUCUAAAAUUGUCUCUUCAAUUCUGAGAGUCCCAUCACCAGGUGGAAGGUACAAAGCCUUCUCCACAUGUGGCUCUCACCUGACAGUCGUUUGUUUAUUUUAUGGAACAUCGCUUGGAGUAUAUUUUAGUUCAACUUUCUCACUUUCUACCACGAAGUGUGCCUUGGCUUCAAUGGUGUACACUGUGGUCACCCCCAUGCUCAACCCCUUUAUCUACAGCCUGAGGAACAGUGACAUCAAGAAGGCCAUGCAGAGUGUCUUCAGCAAAAUACUCAAAUCCCCAUCCUUUGCCAUGCAUUAA
Molecule: messenger RNA, 1011 nt
Organism: Ochotona princeps (American pika)
Lineage: Eukaryota; Metazoa; Chordata; Mammalia; Lagomorpha; Ochotonidae
Product: olfactory receptor 7E178-like
Exons: 2
Coding region: 64-1011 (315 amino acids)
Biological process (GO): G protein-coupled receptor signaling pathway
Cellular component (GO): membrane
Molecular function (GO): olfactory receptor activity; G protein-coupled receptor activity
Source: RefSeq, a predicted model, not a curated record